This is a messenger RNA of Ogataea polymorpha, 2625 nucleotides long. RefSeq lists its product as uncharacterized. The transcript has a single exon. Bases 1 to 2625 code for a protein of 874 amino acids. The record is from RefSeq and is a predicted model, not a curated record. NCBI's taxonomy places the organism in Eukaryota, Fungi, Ascomycota, Pichiomycetes, Pichiales, Pichiaceae.
AUGAACAAGCUUCGGAGCUUCUCUCGCAAAGAGGCGGUUUCACCGCCCAAGGAAAAAUCCUCACUUCCCAGGCGCGUGGAGACGGCGGAAUCCCGGGGCGAGCUGAGCCCGGCCCUAUCGCCCAUCGCCACUCUGCUCACUGCGCAGGCCCAUCGCAGAUACCACGAGGGAGUAUUUAUGAUUUUGAAGGAUUUGGAUUCUGAGGGCCAGCCUGCGGAGCGCAAAUGGGAGGAGGUGUACGGUGUUCUCACAGGCAACCAGCUCGCGGUUUACAGAGUGGAGGAGGUGGAGCAGGUGCCGUCGGUCGACUCGGCUAGCAAGCCGUCGUACAUAAAUUUCACUGACGCUACAUUUAAGGCGAUCGACCAGCUGCCGUCCUCGGGCGGCAAUUUGAAAAACGUCAUCAUCGUGUCGACUACGCUGAAAAAUAGGUACCUGAUCCAGAUCUCGUCCACCGAGCAGUUCCGACGGUGGCACGCGGCCUUCCGACUCGCGGCGGCCGAAUACCGACUGUUGCAAGAGGCGUACACGGGAGCGCUGCUGAGCGCGCGCGGGUCGCUUUUGUCGGACAUCAAGGUCAUUUUGGCAGAGACGAAGUUCGACCACGAGGAGUGGACGAGCGUCAGAUUCGGCGCCGGGAUGCCCUGGAAGCGGUGCUUCACGGUGAUUGAGCCUCCAGCGAAAAAGAGCAAAAAGAGGUUUGUGCCGGGCCGCGUCGUCUUCUACGAGUCGGAGAAAAAGGGCAAGAAGCUGGCCAUGGCCACCAUCACCGACGCCAACUCCAUCUAUGCCGUGUAUCCGCAAAACUACGCGGUCAUCGACCACAGCACAAUGAUCAAGCUGGACGGCUCUAUUGUGUUUUCCAAGUCGGAAGGCACUAAGGACUGCUCCAUCUUCCUGAUGCCCGACCAGCACUCGUCGGUGCCGGGUUACGACACGCUGAUCCGGUUCCUGAUCCCGCUACUGGACGCUUUCCAUCUGUACGGACGCCCAAAAGGCCUUAAUGCCGAUAAGCUCGACCCCAAGUCGCUGCUGUUUGCGCUGCCGGUGCUGCCCAAGGUGCACUACCUUGAGGUGGACGAUCUGAUGCAGCUCACAGCCAGCGCCACGACGAGUUCCUGGACGUCGUACCAAUGGCAGCAGGGCGUGAAGGACAUCUUGAGGCCGAAGGUGGCCAUGGGCUACGACGGCUGCGGCUCGGUCGAGGGCACAGCUGGAGCGGUGGGGAUGCUGGAGUUCUCCAGAGACCUUGCUGCGGGCAAAGUGCGGUCUUUCUCGAACCCGCAGUCUCCUACGAUGACGCCAAAACCGCAGUUUGGAAUUGACAGAGGAAAACAUAUGUCUGGUCUGGCCAAGGAGAUUCCAAAGGCAGAGGAAAAGACCCCAUCUCAGAACGUGGUGGACGUGAAAGACAACGAGGACGGUGGCUCAUUGUACUCCGAGCUGCGGUUUAGACAGCGCGAAGAGCAAGUACUGACCCCUGAGCUCCAGCCAGCCAGCGAACCACAGCAAAAACAGUCGUCACCGGGUGGCCUGGCAAAGAUUUACUCCAAGUACGCCCAGCUGCCUGACUAUGACCAGCUAAACGACUCGCUGGCCAACUUGGACGUCAACAAAGACGCAAUUGAGGACCUGUAUCCUAAGGAGGAAUCGGAUGGGGACGAAGACGACGAGGAUGACUACGACAUCCAGAUCAUCAAUCCAAGCACCAGAACCCCCGCUGUAGUCAAGUCGUCUCCGUCGCCGGGCCCUGACACCCCCCCAACCACGAGGCCGCACGCGCCAUAUGGCCAGCCGAACCCGCGGUUUGGCAGCACACCCUCGCUAGCUUCGUCCACAGACUCUGGCGAGUGCUCCGAGAAAAGAGGUUUUUCUCAGGAACGAGUCGUAUCGCCGUUCACAGCGUUCAACAGGUCGUACCAAGAGGCCAUCCAGCCCAGCUUUGCGUACCAGGCGCCUCCUGAGCGGCAGGAGUCCAAGGUUCUUGAAGUGCCGAGACAGAGGCCAUUUAGACACGACGCAGAGAGCGGGAACUCUUAUGCUCCGGCAGUAGAGCUGCAAAACCCGCCGCAAAGACCGUCCCAGACAUAUUACGACCCACAACGAUCCGGCUCCUCGGGCUCUGUAGAGUACAGACCAGCCCAGCAAAAACACCAUUUCCAGCGAGCUCCUCCAAACAACAUAGUCUCGCAGCAGGUGGCGUACGGCGGGUAUCAGAACCCGCAGCUACAGCCUGUGCCGGGCCAGAAGCUGCAGUCUCCGUACAACCCUCAGGGCCCUUCCAUGUACGACUACCAGUCUGCUCCGCGACCUGCACCGCCUCCGGCUGCCGGUUAUGCGAACGGACACCCGAACGGCUACUCUGCUCCGCAGGCGCCAGCGGCCAACAUGUCGUCUCCGCGCCGCAGACCGCCGCCGCCGCUGAACCACUCCCAGCAGUACUAUCCACAGUCGCCGAACAUGAUUCCGCAGCGCUUGUAUCAGCAGCAGUACGCCAGACCGUACGCGGAGCCGUCUAACCAGCCGCCUAGCCAGCCGCGGAGGGACAAAAACAACCCGUAUGCGCUGGCCAAGAGCGCGCACGAGACCACCGUUUCGUACCACAAAAACCCGUACUCCAGCUAA